Messenger RNA from Pygocentrus nattereri (red-bellied piranha), 6606 nucleotides. RefSeq names its product solute carrier family 7 member 10a (gene slc7a10a). The transcript is spliced from 11 exons. The record is from RefSeq and is a predicted model, not a curated record. Lineage: Eukaryota; Metazoa; Chordata; Actinopteri; Characiformes; Serrasalmidae. Gene Ontology annotation, biological process: amino acid transmembrane transport; D-serine transmembrane transport; D-alanine transmembrane transport. Gene Ontology annotation, molecular function: L-amino acid transmembrane transporter activity; neutral L-amino acid transmembrane transporter activity. Bases 229 to 1776 code for a protein of 515 amino acids. Gene Ontology annotation, cellular component: membrane.
ACGCAGGCAGGCGGGGUGGUCCGGAAAACGGGUGGGAUUCACUCUAAACUAAAUACCGCCGUUGCUUUGCAUGUUGGUCGCUGUCGUCAAGGACCACGAGUCAGCGCAUGCGCGCGCCGCGCGCCGUGCAUCAACUUCAGCUUAUGAGAACGAGCGCGACUUACAGGAGGCUGCUUAUGUUUUUAUUUGUUUUUGCUAGUUUUAAAAUAGAAAAAAACCGUGACCGAGAUGGACGGGACCGAGGCGACCCGGAGAAACUGUGCGAAAAGUCCGGAGUCCGGGACUCUGCUCGACUCUGAGAAAAACCAGAGCGGGUCGAAGGACAGAGUGACACUUAAAAAGGAAAUCGGGCUGAUGAGCGCGUGCGCUAUCAUCAUAGGUAACAUCAUUGGGUCAGGUAUCUUCAUCUCACCGAAGGGGGUUCUGGAGCAUGCCGGCAGCGUGGGCUUCUCACUCAUUGUGUGGGUUCUUGGUGGAGGAAUCUGUGCACUGGGUUCCUUGUGCUACGCUGAACUGGGUGUCACCAUCCCCAAAUCAGGGGGUGAUUACUCCUACGUGACUGAAAUCUUUGGAGGAUUGGUGGGGUUCUUGUUGCUUUGGAGUGCAGUAUGGAUUAUGUACCCCACCACACUGGCUGUGAUCGCCCUCACCUUCUCAAAUUAUGUGCUGCAGCCCGCCUUCCCCAACUGCCUGCCUCCCUACAUCGCCACCCGCCUACUCUCUACCAUCUGCAUCUUGCUGCUGACAUGGGUGAACUGCUCCAGUGUACGUUGGGCCACACGCAUCCAGGAUUUCUUCACCAUCGGCAAACUGCUUGCCCUUGUUCUCAUUAUAGUGGUGGGCAUGGUACAAAUUAGCAAAGGGCACUACGAUGCUCUGGAGCCGCAGACAGCAUUUGAGUUUAUUCGAGAUCCAUCUGUGGGGCAGAUCGCCCUGGCAUUCCUGCAGGCCUCUUUCGCCUUCAGUGGCUGGAACUUCCUGAAUUAUGUCACAGAGGAGGUGGUAGAGCCACGCAAGAAUCUACCACGAGCAAUCUACAUCUCCAUUCCAUUGGUCACCUUAGUGUACACCCUCACCAACAUCGCAUACUUCUCCUCCAUGACCCCUGAGGAGCUGCUUGCAUCCAAUGCUGUCGCUGUGACGUUUGGUGAGAAGUUGUUGGGGAUGUUCUCCUGGGUGAUGCCCAUCUCUGUGGCUCUGUCCACUUUUGGAGGGAUUAACGGCUACUUGUUUACUUCCUCCAGGUUGUGUUUCUCUGGAGCGAGAGAGGGUCACCUGCCUUACUUGCUGGCCAUGAUCCAUCUGAAAAACUGCACACCAAUCCCAGCUCUUCUCGUCUGUUGUACUGCGACCAUAGUGAUCCUCUGUAUUGGUGAGACUCAUAACCUGAUCAACUAUGUGUCUUUUAUAAACUACCUCUCAUACGGAGUCACCAUCGCUGGGCUUCUGUUCUAUCGCUGGAAGAAACCUAAACUCGUCAGACCCAUUAAGGUGAAUUUGCUGGUCCCCAUCAGUUACCUGGUGUUUUGGGCAGUGUUGCUUGGCUUCAGUCUGUACUCUGAGCCUGUGGUGUGUGGAAUGGGUCUUGUCAUCAUGCUCACAGGAGUGCCCAUCUACUUCAUUGGAGUGCACUGGGCAGACAAGCCACGUUGGAUCUAUAGCGCAGUGGAGUGUGUGACGUAUCUGGGGCAGAAGGUGUGUUACGUUGUGUUCCCUCAGGACGACCCCUCCGAGACAGAACCUCUAACAGAGAAAACAGAGAAGUCCGAGCUCUGAGCAUCAGAUGUUACCAAGGAAUGCUCUCCUGUGCUUUUUAAUUUUUUUGGAAAGUUUUUUAACCUUUCUCUUAAGUGUUUUUGCAGGUGAGGGGAUGGUUUCCUCCCCAGUGCUGUAGGUUCCGUUUUUUUUUCUUUCUUCCAAGCACUAAAAAGAAACCCUGGCACAGAGGAGGUGCAUUUUCUUGUUUUCUUAUUCAGCUCUCUCUGUCUGCGCUGUUGAUGUCAACAAGCGCAAAAUGAACGUUUUGCCCUUUCAAAGGAACUGCUUUCCACCAACCUCCUCUCAGUGCUGCCUAAAGGCCAUUCUGUUUUUUAAAUACUAUGCAUGUUUUCUCUCGUGUUGCGCAGGAUCUUUUCUCUCCAGUUAUUGUUGUUCUCCAUUAACAUCAACAGACUUAAUCUCCCAUUUUGUCUAUGUGUGAGAGAGUCUGUUUGUGUCAGAGAAGUACAGAUUUUAUUCUUCAACGUUCAGUCCCUAUACUCUUAAAAAUAAAGGUGCCAGAAAGGUUCCUUGAGGAGAUGCCUUAGAUAAUGUAAGGAUUCUCUACCAAGAACCAUCUAAGAACCUCUGUUUUUAGGAGUGUAUACAGUGUGAAGUCAUCAGUGGUACCACACAGUGUUUGCAUGCAUAUAACAAGGACUGUUUGUGAAAAAGUUUCCGCUUUAUAUCAGAUGUCUUUAAAACCUGCCUGUCUACUUCUUAAGCACAGUGCAACACAGCAAGACCGGUCAAAAAAUGUUGUUUUUGCAUACUUUUAGCUGCUUUUAAAUGCUUUUACCUAAUUUUUGUAACUCUUUUGAUGACAACUGUAGUAUAACAUAUAUAUGCAUACACUAAAGUUAACAUUUUAGUAGUAUGAAAUUAUUUACUCAAACCAUGUGAACGAAACAGAUCCAUAUGCCCAAUGUAAUAACUUAAAGGGAAACUUUUUUCCCCAGAAUUCUGCAUAAUUCAAUUGCAGACAUGUAAACAAAGUCAUUCAAUGAAUUUUGAUGUGAAACGGUUUAUUAUAGAGAAACCUGCUUUAGUGAUUCUGGGGCUCUAAGUUAAAAACAAGAAUGGGGCCCCCUGAAUGCAGUUUAAAGUCAGUUGAGGCUCUGGGCUGAUGAGUGGAUCAUCUUAAUUCUACAUAUCUAAUAUUCCUUUUUUUAUGAUUGUGGUAAGAAUAUUAUAAUAUUAAUUUAUUUCUAGACCUUUUUUGAGUGAUUUAUUAAGUGAAAUUAUUUAAUCAUAUUGGCAGAUAUGUUUGCCUGAUUUUGAGACAAGCAAAAUUAUUUGUCAAUAUAGUGAGAUAAUUUGAUAGAGAGUACUGUAGAAGUAAUGAGUAGAGAUUUGACUUUUUUCAGAAAGUAAUAGGUAAUGUGAUCCCAAUGCAUUCUUUGCUGCAUGGGGAUGCACAUUUCCUCUCAACCUCCUCUCCAUAAAGCACUUAAUUGUCUUUUCCAUACCAGUCAGUCUUCAGCUUUGUUGUAUCAUAUUGCAACAACAUAGAAUAAUCCAUUCCAAGCUGCACUGAAAUUACUGAAAAGAAUAGACACAAUCACAAAUAACACUUAUUAUACACUCUUUAAAAGAUCCUUCUGGGUGCUAUAAUGAACUAUUUUCAAAAAGGUUCUAUACAGAAUCAUCUGUAGCACAUUUAUGCACAUUUCCAUCAAUCUGAAAAAUACUCAUGUUUUCAUGUACAAAGAACCCUAUAACCUUAAUAAUGCAAAAGGUUCUUUGAGUGUUCAUGGUUCUAAACUGAACCAUUUUCUUUACUAAAGAAGUCCUGAAGAACCAUCUUUUUUUCAGAAGAAAACCUUGUAUCUCCAUUGAUUUAAUAAUGCAGAUAUUUUGAAAAAUCUGUAAUUCCCUUUUAACCAAGCAAAUCUAUGCCAUUUCUUGCACAUUAUGUAAACUUUACAAUGUGCACUUUCUAAAUAAAUAAAUAAAACAUAUAAAUAAAACAAACUUAAAAGAAAAGUAGGGCAGAGUGGGAAAACAAAAGUUUGUCUUUUAUAAAUAUAUGAGCAAGAUUAUUAUUCUUUUUUUUAUGCAAACAACCUGCACGGUGCUGUUACACUUCAUGAAAAAUUCAGCAAAAAGAACAGUGAGUGAAAACUUAACAACUAAUCUUGUAGGUGGGUUUAAUUGUAACAGAUGGAGGGCUACUUGUAACAGUCACUAAAUAGUCAAGAAUUCAUGUAAACACAGUUUAUUCAAUCCAGUUGUUUGAGCCAGGCAAACUUUCCUACCUAAAUAGAUAAAAAAACAAACAUUCUUCAAACUAAAGGUUAAUUAUUAUAUUUUACCACAUGUUAGUUUGUGUCCUGCUCUCCCGUACAUACAGUUUUCAGUUUGUAGUGACUGAGUGUGUAAAGAGGCAAAGAAGAAUGCACUAGUUUAGCUUACAAGAUGUAAUUCUGAUGACAGAGCGUUUAUAUUUCAGAAUCACAGUAUGGAACAAGAUAAAGUAUAAGCGUAAAUCAGAUGUUUAAUCUGUCCAGAUGUUUAAUUUUUAAACACACAUACAGUCCUGAGCAAAAAAGACCAUCUUAUUUUAUUUCUAGUCAAAACGACCUUUAUUUCAUUCUUUUUUUUGUCCAUUUCCUUUCCUCAGUAACUGCUUCUUGAAGUUUUGGAGGUCUGCCAGGUCUUGUCGUUACUUGUCGACUCCCAUUUUUUUUAUCAUUUAAUACAUUUUUUAAAUAAGUUCUCCUCAGAAAUAACUUAAAAUAUGAAGAACUUGUAAUGGCCAUUUAAUAAAUGUACAGUGCUCUCUGACCUUUGCACAGCACUGUAUACUGUGAUUUGAACAUUAGUCAGAUAAUGAAGAUUAGUGUGUAGUGAAGAAUUCCAUAGUAGUAUGAGACUCCGUGUAUGUACAGUUUACUCAUAAGCUACAUCUUCCUCGUAGAACCUGAUCGACACAGUGUUGACCAGUGUUACAAAUAUUCUGUCCCUGUACAGGUGAAUAUCUUCUAUAUUAAUAUAAUACAUGCAAACAGUUUAUUAUAAUGAUUAACUGUUUGAUAAAUAUGUUUUUUUCUUGGAAGUUAGGGGCAUUUCCCAUGAAACGGUUCUAGCUUUGGUGUAAUCUAUUUUUAUUUUACGUUAUGUUUAGAGUGUGGUAGUGCGUUUGCUGAGCAGUCAGGGUUAGCGCUGUUGUCCUGGCAUUUACGGUUUACGAACGUUUUGAACUCUGCUGUCAGACGUUGAAGCAGUCAUGAAAAAGUGUGUUUAAUUUUAUAUUAAGGACACCUGCUGUGUGACAAUGUAACCCAUACUGCUAGAUGGAGCUCAGCUGAUCGCAGCAAAAACAAGGUCUAAAUGUCCAACCAUGUGCCUCUGAGAGAAACUGGUGCAAAGCACAAAUCAUCACUUAGCCACUUUUAGCCUUUAUAAUUUAUUGAACAAAGCCCAGUUAAUAACCCUUAAUAAUGUAUCUAUGCAAAAAGACUUUUUAAUAUUUGUUUUUAAAUAGUUUAUUAAUACUUUUUUAAAGGACUACCUAAUAAUGUGCCACUGUUGGCCAUAUUCAUUAGAACUGCCAAUGAAAGAGACCACUUCAGUCAGAGAAAUUCUAGUGUAUCCGUGUUCCUGAUGUCGAUUUUGAAGGCAAAUGUUAACACUUACAUAGCAGAACAGACUUUCAUCACUAAUGCAUUUGGAUAACCACCAACAAAUUGUUGCCGUCAUUUCAAAACCUUGUGACUUUUUGAGGUUUUCGUUCGUUUAUUUGUUUUACAUCAUUUGAAAGUGCCAGCUGUCCUUGACACUUUACAUUCAUGAUAAAUGGACCAACAGACUUUUUUUUCAAAGUGACUUUGAAUAAAAUCUCUUUACAUGAAUGUACAGUUAACUUAAAGCUGAGAAAGUUUGUUGCUUCUCCUAGUUCUCAUUUCUGAGAUGCAAGGUUUUGUGGCCAGAGUGACGAUAUGCUUCUUUACAGUGGUUGGUUGGUUAUGCUGGAACAGGGGAAUGUAUAUAGGCCACUUCAUCAUUACUGAAAACACAUUCCACUGUGACACCUUACAGCAAUAAUGACAUAUACUUGUCUUUACUUAGAUCACUUUUGCUGGUUUCUUCCUGAUUACACAUCAGUGAGCUAAAGGAAUCUGUCCAUAGUGCCCCCAAGUAGAGGUGGGGAAUAUGACGAUAUUUAUCAUUAUUGUAACAUAUUAUGUUACAGCUUUUCUGAGCUCAGAGUAAAUGUUAUCAAUACUGACAAGCUGCAUGUUACAAUACAAAGAAAACAUGUUUAAUUGGAUUUAGUGCAGUGCAGUAUGUGAAUCAUUUUAUUUUGUUUUAUUAAAGAUUUCUCUGUACUUAUCAAAUCUCAGAGAAAUGAAAUGCCAUGGGUUGAGAAAAUGUUGUGAAAUAUCAUGAUAUAUACUUGCCAUAUCACGCGCCCCUAUGCUCUAGCAACUAAAGUUUAAUUACCAUUGAACUACUGCUUAGACUAGACAUAGAGCGCAGGUUAAAACUUGCUCUCCCUCUGCUGUUCGGAUGUACACAUGACAUGACACCACCAACCAACACUAUUCUCUCUCUCCCUCUAUAUUCUCUCUCUCUCUCUCUCUCUCUCUCUGAAAGCCGUUGCGGCUUCAGCCUGUACAGGAGUCCAACACAUGCAAGCGCAUUGCUAAAAUUAAGACAGCAGACUUAAGCAAUGUGUAUAUUGUUCAAAGCUCCAAAAGAUAGACAUCAUUCCUGAGGCGAGAUGAGUGUGAGACUUUCAUUAUGUGUGCUAUGUUUUUUUUCUGUUUAUUUUGUUUAUUAUGAGACAUCCAUGAUGUUUAUGCAUAACCAUAAUAGCACAUUAAAUUUAAUUCUAAAGAAAAA